Molecule: messenger RNA, 3320 nt
Organism: Megalops cyprinoides (Indo-Pacific tarpon)
Lineage: Eukaryota; Metazoa; Chordata; Actinopteri; Elopiformes; Megalopidae
Gene: ice2
Product: interactor of little elongator complex ELL subunit 2
Exons: 15
Coding region: 69-3050 (993 amino acids)
Biological process (GO): snRNA transcription by RNA polymerase II; positive regulation of transcription by RNA polymerase III; snRNA transcription by RNA polymerase III
Cellular component (GO): transcription elongation factor complex
Source: RefSeq, a predicted model, not a curated record
GUAACACACUGGUUUGAAUUUGACAAGGCGAGAGACGCAUAACUUAAUUUGUGGCUACCGAGGUGCACAUGGAAUUGACCUGGGAUACAGUUCCCUGCGAUGGCACCAUUUUCUUCUCCCGAGACCUGUAUGAUAAGCACUCCUUGGCGCCCACCGUGAAGGAGCUUUGGGCUAUAGCACAAAGCAGUGCUUCAGCAACAGCUGAAGUAAAGACGGAGUCAGCGGUAGAUGCCAGUGACAAAAACGCCGACUGCCCGCCCUCGGCAGUACCAGAGAAGGGUAACCUGAGCGCAGCCCAGAACCCCGAGUGCGGUUCCCCUGCCAGCGACGCCUUCCCGGAACCCCGAGUGCCAUUCCCCGGUUUCUCCAUGCUGACGAGCCGAGAGCAGCAGACAUACGUGCGCCUGCUGAUGAACAAGACACAAAACGAAUCCUUCCAGCUGCUGCACGACAGAGUGAUGUUUGAAACAACAGAGUUCAUGAAGUACCUACAAGAUGUGGCGAGGAUUUGUGCAGACGAUUACAACUACCUGUCCCCUGGAGCAGCUCGGUACGCAGAGGAGUGUCUCAGAGCCAGCCUGGAGAAGGUGAAGAACUACCCACCAGUUUAUCUCCUUCAAGAAAUGACCAGCAUAACAGGGGGAAAAUUCAACCCGGAGCUAUCCCUGAACUUUGAGAAACAGCUGCUGGCAUUGGGCAAGGUGACUACAGGGGAUUUCUACAAGGCGCUUCCCAAAGAUGUCCAGUUAGCAGUGGACUACGAGACCGUGUUUGCAGAGACUCCUCCAGAGAAGAAAGCAAGUCUUGCAUGCAGAGACAUCAGCAGUGAUCAGAAUGCAGAGAAUCUGUGUGCAAGAUAUGACCCUCACGUGUGUCUGACCAAUCAGGCGUUUGUCAGACUCCUUAACAACCAUGGACCAGACUACUGUGACCAAUGGGAGAUACCUGUCUGUGUGAAGGAGACCUCUGGGAAAGAUUCGAGGAAGGUGGUCUACAUCGAUUCACCACUAGUGAAGACAGAGAUGACCGUGAGGGAGAAGAGCCUGCUUUUCCAGGAGGAGAGCAUGAAACUGGCGCUGAAGAGGACCGGUUCCAAGAAAGUGUUCGAGCUCCUGCUGGACCACCCGGAGUCGGAACAGCUGCCUCCCCUACCUGAGACCUGCUCAAGAAGUUUAGUUGCUUUUGAUGACACUGGGGUUGACUUUGAGACGGAUCUCGCAGACCUGGAAACGUUUGGAGAAUCGUCAUCCGCAUUGAAGAAGACCCAGAUCCAAAACGAACCGCACCCACCUGCAGGUGGAGUGAAACCAGUGCUCUCUCAGCCUGCAGCUGCUCCCAAAGAACUUACUGGCUCCUCAGAGACCGCUGUGGAAGGUUCCAGCAAAGUGGAGCUAGCUCCUGCUGUGACAGAGGCCGACUCCGCGCAGACAGGCUUGGAGGCCUCAUUGUCGACUGACAGGUCUGAGCAGACGGAUUUGAGCUUUCAGUCAGAGACAGAGGGCUCGAGUGCUUGCAGCCCCAUGCAGGGAGCAGGCCGGAGUCCACUGUCCUCCCCCCCGGCCAAGAGGCUGAAGCCAGACCCCGCUGCAGGGCUGGACAAGCUCUCCUCUGGGGGCGAGUCUGACGAAGAGCGGCUGGUGAUUGACGUCCCGUGUUCUCCCAGCAACACCUCAGAGAGAAAGGACAAGACUGAGGCCCAGAGUGUGUCAGAGGGUGCCAAAGAGGCCACAACACCUGCAGACCCCAUCACUGACACCCCCCGCUCACCGUCCCCUACUGUCAUCCCCGACACCCCUAUGUCCCCCUCCCCUGAGCCUGACAAACAGCCCUGCCCUGAACCCCCCUCACCAGAUGUCAAAGAGAAAGCCAGAAAAGCCACCAGGAGGUCCACGCCCAGAGUGUCACAUGACUGUGACCAGCUGGGGCAGAUCCUGCGCAUGCAGACCGCCUUGCUGAAGCCCCGCCCGGACUCCACCCAUGACACAAUGUCUCCGCCCAGGGGCGGGGCCAAUUUAUCUAGCCCUGCCCCCCAAGCCCAGAGCCACCCGCAGUCCCUGGUGAAGCCCUGUGUGUCCUCUUACCUAGAGGCCAGUCAAAGCCCAGUACAGGGGACUUCUCUCAGCUCGGCUGUGAGUGCAUCAGCUGACAGCCAGACACCUGUGCAGAACAAGAGGCUGCUGUCCGAGGAUCUGCUGGUGAGUGCUGAGGACGAGCAGGACUAUGAGAGUCCGGAGGAAGGGAACCUGCUGUACCGGCUCUACAGCCUGCAGGACAUCCUCCUGAUGGUACGCAGCAGCGUGCCCUACGCCCGCUUUAAGAAGAUUGGGACUGGACCCAAGACAGUUCCUGUCCACAUCUUGCCCAAACUGGAGUACCAGCUGUGCUACGGCAUUGAGUGUUUCACCAAGAGUGAAGCCUGCCAGCUGUGGGCCGAGCGGCUGCUCCACUCCAGCACUGUCUCCUAUGUGGGGCACAUUGAUGCACUCUCCUCGAAGCUCUACAAGAUGGAGGAGGUAUCGCCAGAGAGGAUAGUAAACGCUCCCUGCGGCUUCACGCCUGCCAGAUCUCUCAACAUACUCCAUCAUUUGCUGAAGAAGGCUGCUGGUUUACAGGAGGGAAGGUACCUGUUGUGCCAUAAAGCGGGGGAGCCUUUUGUGACCAUUCUGAAAGCAAGCGAUGGGAAGAACAUCUCUCGGACAAUCUACGACCUGCACCAGGCCCACAGCGAACUGCCUCAGGCCCCGCCCCAAGGCCCCUUCCCUUGGGUUCCUGUAGACCCUGCCCACCUCCUCCCCUUCCACAUCAAACACGGACGUAUCCCCUGCACCUUUCCGCCUCAGAUCCACGCCAACCAAGCAGUCAGGGCUAGAGGGCCGGGCAUCCACACAGCAAAGGGCGUGACCACAGCUGUCUGGGGUCGGCCAGGCACCGCCCAAACGUCAGCCAAAAAGAAGAAGAAGAAGAAGAAGAAGAAAAAAGGAAAGACAGCAGGUCCCAAUAACAAGCAAGAACAGCCCGGGAGCCAUGUCCAGACGACACCAGCGCAGUAAAACAGAAGGCAAACGCAACAGGGAAGCUGAGGACUUCAGAAAGCCACUGAAUGGCGAAUCUUCUGCAUUUGGGUUAUUGGCAACUGCUGCAAAAGUCUAAAUCAAUGAUAAUUUCAGAUAGGAAGUGUCUCACUGUAAAAUGUAUUUAUUUAUUGUUUAAUUGUGUCUGAACUGCUCAUUUGUAAAUGUACGGAUCAAUUCUGUGCUUAAAGAGGAGGACCUCUUACUAAGUCAGAAUAUUGUGAACAGCGAUGUCACAUUAUUUGGAAU